Molecule: messenger RNA, 306 nt
Organism: Zychaea mexicana
Lineage: Eukaryota; Fungi; Mucoromycota; Mucoromycetes; Mucorales; Lichtheimiaceae
Exons: 2
Cellular component (GO): vacuolar transporter chaperone complex; fungal-type vacuole membrane
Source: RefSeq, a predicted model, not a curated record
AUUAAGAUCGAGCCAAAGGUGUUUUUCGCCAACGAACGUACAUUUAUCAGCUGGCUCCAGUUUUGUGCUCUUUUGUUGACUGUCGCUCUCAGCUUGCUCAACUUUGGUGACAGUGUCUCGCGUAUUGCCGGUGGUAUCUUUAUUGGUAUCUCAGCAGUGGUAGCGAUCUAUGCAUUGUAUCGCUUCGAAAAGCGAGCUUGGAUGAUUAAUCGUCGUAUGCUUGGCCGCUAUGAUGAUUUGUGGGGUCCUGCCGUACUCUGCUGUCUCUUGGUUGGCGCGCUUAUUGUCAAUUUUUACCUACGUUUU